UUGUGAAGAAAUUCAUUUCUCAGGAAUUUUCUUUACCCGCUCUUAGUCAUGAAAGGAGAGGCUUCAUGGAUCAGCCCUUGCUUUGAUGACUUGUCAAAAGACAGUGGUGACUUUGAGUCAUUCACGGAACUGAAGGAUGAAGGUAAUAAAGAAACCGCUGUGGUUUCUGCGGACUUAAUCCUACCUGAUGACUUGCUCGAACGAAUCUUGGCUUAUCACCCUAUUGCUAGCAUAUUCAGAGCUGGUUCUGUGUGUAGAAGAUGGCAUGAAAUUGUCAGUUCUAAAAGGUUCCUAUGGAACUUGUCAAGUGUCCUAUCACAAAAGCCUUGGUAUUUCAUAUUCACGAGUUCUGAUGAACCCGUUGGUUAUGCCUAUGACCGGAUCCUCCGAAAGUGGUAUGGCAUCGAACUGCCCUGCAUUCAGACUCCCAACUGGUUCAUUGCCUCGUCAUGUGGGUUGGUUUGUUUCAUGGACAAUGAUAGUAGAAGUGAGUUUCAUAUCUGUAACCCUAUCACCAUACUUUGCAAGAAGCUUGAGGAGCCCCCGGGUGUGAAAUUCUCUGAUUACAGUGCACUGUCAAUCUCAGUGGACCGGACAUUACACAAUUACACUGUAUCCAUUGUGAAGUCUAAACAAGUUCCUGGAAAUUUUUUCCACUGGGACCUUUCGAUUCAUAUUUAUGAUUCGGAAACAAUGAUGUGGGCAACCUCCUUGACUGAGGUUCUGACAGGAUGGAGGGGUGGAGAUGAAAGUGUAAUCUGUGAUGGGGUGUUAUAUUUUCUGAUUUACUCAACUGGGGGUGGCACACCUGGGAAUCGUCAUGGUCUAGUUACAUACAAUCUCACCAGCCGAUCUUCCUCUUUGAUACAGAGUUUUAUUCUAGUACCGGGCCCUCUUACCUGUGGUCGACUGAUGAACCUAAAGGAAAAGCUAGUGAUGGUGGGAGGGAUCGGGAAGCAAGACCGGCCCAAUAUAAUCAAGGGCAUAGGUAUCUGGGUUUUGGAUGGUAGGAAUUGGGUUGAGGUUGUUCGUAUGCCCAAUAAGUUCUUCCAAGGAUUCGGUGAGUUGGACGAUGUUUUCGCUAGUAGCGGUACUGAUAAUCUCAUAUACAUCCAAAGUUAUGGUGCUCCGGCUCUUCUUGUUUUCGACAUGAACCGGAAACUCUGGAAAUGGUCAACCAAGUGUCCUGUAUCGAAGAAAUUCCCGCUCCAGCUGUUCACCGGUUUUUGCUUCGAACCGAGGCUCGAAAUUGAUCCUUAGUUUAUCUCCGGGAAUGGUAAAGCUGCUUAUAUCUUUAUGCAUAUACUGCACAUACACACACAAGUUCCAAAUUUUUCUUAACCGCAUAG
Hibiscus syriacus is the source of this 1349-nucleotide messenger RNA. RefSeq names its product F-box/kelch-repeat protein At3g61590-like. Bases 49 to 1260 code for a protein of 403 amino acids. The transcript is spliced from 2 exons. The record is from RefSeq and is a predicted model, not a curated record. NCBI's taxonomy places the organism in Eukaryota, Viridiplantae, Streptophyta, Magnoliopsida, Malvales, Malvaceae. Gene Ontology annotation, molecular function: protein binding.